AUGUCUGCCACUCCAAUCAUUUCCGCUCCCAUAGAUGUUGUCAGUACUGUUGGGGCAGCAACUCCCCCACAACUUCCCCCGCAUCGUUCGCAUGACCCCGCCAACAAUCUCAAGAGAACAGAUCCCUUCCAAUUCGGAUCUCGCUUUCUAGAAGAGGGCGACAACGUCUUUGAAUUCAAUGCCUGGGAUCACGUCGAGCCGGAUGACGAGUAUAAAGCCUUUGCGGAAGUCCAGUACGCCAAGCAGCGUGAAUGCCCCGCCUCGGAUUUCGACAAGCUGCGCUUCAACGCCGACCCAGUCAAGUGGUGGAAUGUGUUCUACAAGAAUAACACAGCAAAUUUCUUUAAGGACCGCAAGUGGCUGCGUCAGGAGUUCCCUAUUCUCGCAGAAGUAACACAGAAGGAUGCUGGCAAGAAAGUUGUGCUUGAGGUUGGCGCGGGUGCCGGAAAUACUGCGUUUCCACUGAUCAGGAACAACGAGAAUGAAGAGCUUAUGGUUCACGCAUGUGACUUCUCAAAAGAAGCAGUCAAGGUCAUGCGUGAAAGUGAGUAUUACGAUACAAACUUCAUGACUGCAGAUGUUUGGGAUGUCAGUGCGAUUCCAAGCGAAGAGAAUGACUCUCUACCCCCCGGUCUCACCGAGGGAUCCGUUGAUGUUGUUAUCCUCAUUUUUAUCUUCUCUGCUCUUUCUCCUCAGGAAUGGGACAGAGCUCUCCACAAUAUCUACCGAGUUCUCAAGCCAGGUGGCCGCGUCCUCUUCCGUGACUAUGGCCGGGGAGAUCUGGCGCAAGUCCGCUUCAAGAAAAACCGUUAUCUGGAUGAGAAUUUCUACGCUCGAGGAGACGGAACUCGUGUCUACUUUUUUGACAGGGACCAGCUGGAGGAGAUGUGGGGUCGCUGGACUCCGGAGAAGGGUCUCCAAGAACCUUCGACUUUAGAAGCAGCCGCUGGGUCAGAUGCUGCCCAGGCCACCGCUAAAGACGAUGGGGCUUUCGACGUUGUCAGACUUGCAAUUGAUCGUCGGCUGGUAGUCAAUCGCCAGAUGAAGCUAAAGAUGUAUCGUUGCUGGAUCCAAGGACAUUUUACCAAACGUGAAUAA
Molecule: messenger RNA, 1098 nt
Organism: Aspergillus ochraceoroseus IBT 24754
Lineage: Eukaryota; Fungi; Ascomycota; Eurotiomycetes; Eurotiales; Aspergillaceae
Product: tRNA(Thr) (cytosine(32)-N(3))-methyltransferase
Exons: 1
Coding region: 1-1098 (365 amino acids)
Molecular function (GO): tRNA (cytidine-N3)-methyltransferase activity
Source: RefSeq, a predicted model, not a curated record